This is a messenger RNA of Eutrema salsugineum, 1042 nucleotides long. Its product is annotated as probable ribose-5-phosphate isomerase 3, chloroplastic. The record is from RefSeq and is a predicted model, not a curated record. Gene Ontology annotation, biological process: pentose-phosphate shunt, non-oxidative branch. NCBI's taxonomy places the organism in Eukaryota, Viridiplantae, Streptophyta, Magnoliopsida, Brassicales, Brassicaceae. Gene Ontology annotation, molecular function: ribose-5-phosphate isomerase activity. The transcript has a single exon. The coding region runs from base 104 to 925 and encodes 273 amino acids.
UAUAUCGAAAUUCCAAAGGUACCCCUAUAUUUUUCUUCCAUCCAAAACCAACCCAAACCAGCGUUCUCCUCCAUCCACACUCUCUCUACCUCCUGCUUCUCCAAUGGCUUCCUUAUCCUUCGUCUCCUCCUCUCGCUUAUCCCUGCGUACACAUUCUCUUACGCUUCGCACUUCCUCCCGAACCUCCGUCUCAUUCUCCGUAAAGGCCCAAUCCGUAGCCCUUUCUCAGGAUGACCUGAAGAAGCUAGCGGCGGAGAAGGCCGUCGAGUCAAUCAAAUCCGGGAUGGUUCUCGGGCUCGGAACCGGAUCGACCGCCGCCUUCGCCGUUGAUCAAAUCGGAAAACUCCUCGCCUCCGGCGAACUCUCCGAUAUCGUCGGAAUCCCAACGUCGAAGCGUACGGAGGAGCAGGCGCGAGCGUUAGGGAUCCCGCUCGUGGCGCUCGACACGCAUCCGCGGAUAGAUCUCGCGAUCGACGGAGCCGACGAGGUGGAUCCGAAUUUGGAUCUGGUCAAAGGUCGUGGUGGUGCUUUACUCCGGGAGAAAAUGGUGGAGGCGGUGGCGGAGAAAUUCAUAGUGGUGGCGGACGACACGAAACUCGUCGACGGACUCGGUGGGAGUGGAUUGGCGAUGCCGGUGGAGGUGGUUCAGUUUUGCUGGGAGUUUAACCUAAUUAGAUUGCAGGAUCUGUUCAAGGAAUUCGAUUGUCAAGCGAAGCUGAGAAUCGACGGAGAUGGGAAGCCUUACGUGACUGAUAACAGCAAUUACAUUGUGGAUUUGUACUUCAAGCAGCCGUUGAAAGACGGUUUCGCGGCGGCGAAGGAGAUCGAGAAGUUUCAGGGAGUGGUGGAGCACGGUCUGUUUCUGGGAAUGGCUACGUCGGUGAUUAUCGCCGGGAAGAAUGGCGUCGAAGUUAUGAGCAAGUGAAGUGACGACGAAUUCAAAAUGUUAUUCUUCUUCUUCUGUAUAUUAACUGUACUAAAUUGAGCUGUGGGAAAUUUUGUGAUGUGAAUUUGAAUAAAAUUAUCAAUUUCGCCUUCAAAA